UUUUGGUUAUAACUCCUCGCCGUUCUGACUAUAUCACUCCUUUUCCUCAGCACCGCUUUGAAAGUUACUCAAACUCACCACCUCCUCCCACCACCGUCUUCAAAACUCAUUACCGUAACUGUCGCCGGAAAAUUCAAUUAAUUUUAUGAAACCCAAAAACCACAUAUUCAACCACCCAACACUCAAAACACUACAACAAAAAUGCAACAAUCUCAACAACCUUAAACAAACCCAUGCCCAAAUCAUAACCACUGGUCUUUCACUUCAAACAUAUUGCCUCAGUCACCUCAUCAACAUUUCCUCUAAAUUCAAUUUAUCCUAUGCUUUCACCAUCUUCAAUCACAUCCCAAACCCAUCAAUUUUCCUCUACAACACACUCAUUUCAUCAUUGAUUAAUCAAAAUAAAAAUAGUGAAAAUAAAAUUAAUCUAGCAUUUUCACUUUAUAGUAAAAUUCUCACUCACAAAAAUCUUCAACCUAAUAGUUUCACUUUUCCUUCACUUUUCAAGGCUUGUUGUUCUAACCCAUCAUGGUUUCAAUAUGGUUUAUUACUUCAUGCUCAUGUUUUGAAGUUUCUGAAACCACCUUUUGAUCUUUUUGUUCAAGGCUCUUUGCUCAAUUUCUAUGCUAAAUAUGGGAAAUUGUUUGUUUCUAGAUAUCUUUUUGAUCAAAUUGAUCAACCUGAUUUGGCUACUUGGAAUAUUAUUUUGAGUGCUUAUGCAAAUAGUGUGAAUAGUUUUGAUGAUGCUGAAUUUUCCUUGGAAGCUUUGUGUUUGUUUCAUGAUAUGCAAGUGGCUAAAGUAAGAGCUAAUGAAGUUACAAUUGUUGCAUUGGUUAGUGCUUGUUCUAGUUUAGGUGCUCUUAGUCAUGGUUUUUGGGUUCAUUGUUUUGUGCUGAGGAAUAAGGUUAUGGUGAAUAGAUUUGUUGGAACUGCUUUGGUUAAUAUGUAUUCGAAAUGCGGGUGUUUGAAUCUUGCAUGUCAGGUGUUUGAUAGAAUGUCUGAUAGAGAUAGGGAUACGUUUUGUUAUAAUGCAAUGAUUGGGGGUUUUGCUAUUCAUGGUUAUGGGAAUCAAGCGGUUGAGCUUUAUAGAAAGAUGAAAUUAAAGGGUUUAGUUCCUGAUGAUGCGACGUUUGUGGUUACAAUGUUUGCUUGCUCUCAUGUUGGAUUAGUGGAAGAAGGGUUGGAGAUUUUCAAGUCCAUGAAGGAGGUUCAUGGGGUGGAACCGAAACUUGAACACUACGGUUGCCUGAUUGAUCUUCUAGGUCGAGCUGGGCGGUUAAAGGAAGCAGAGGAUUGGUUACAAGAUAUGCCGAUGAAACCAAACGCGGUAAUUUGGAGGUCUUUACUUGGUGCAGCAAGACUUCAUGGAAAUUUAGAUGUGGGAGAACUUGCUCUCAGAAAGUUAAUAGAGUUGGAACCAGAAACUAGCGGAAACUAUGUUCUUUUGUCGAAUAUGUACGCUAGUGUUGCAAGGUGGAACGAUGUGAAGAGGGUGAGAAUGUUGAUGAAACUUCAUGGUGUUAACAAAUUGCCAGGUUUUAGCCUAGUCGAGAUAAAUGGUGCCAUGCAUGAGUUUCUUACAGGUGACAAAACUCAUCCGUUUUCAAAAGAAAUAUAUUUGAAGAUCGUGGAGAUUAAUAGAAGACUACAAGAAUAUGGUCACAAUGCGAGAACAUCAGAUGUUUUGUUUGAUGUAGAAGAGGAAGAUAAGGAAGGUGUACUUUCUUACCAUAGUGAAAGACUAGCCAUAGCGUUUGCUCUUAUAGCGUCUCCUUCGAGUUUACCUAUAAGAAUUAUUAAGAACCUUCGAGUUUGUGGCGAUUGUCAUGCGUUUACCAAGCUAAUAUCGGCGGUGUAUGGAAAAGAUAUUGUAGUUAGAGAUCGAAAUCGGUUUCAUCAUUUUAAAGAUGGGAGUUGUUCUUGUCUGGAUUACUGGUGAUAACGAUUCCAAAUUCACCUCACAGCAAAAUUAGUACCUGAAUGAAAAUAUAUAGUUUCCUACAUUCAUUUGAAAUUCAGUUUAUUUAUAAGAUCAUAUAGUUGCAUGAGAAACUUACUUACUGUAUGUAUAAUCAAUAUUCUACCUUGAAAUACAUCUCUAGUAUACUCCUUCAGUAGCACUUGAAAAAGUAACUCAUCACUAUAAAUGUUAAGAUAAACAUGUAAGCCUUUGAAGUAAUAUAAAAUGUUUAAUGUGAAUCUAUGCUGGAUUGUUGUUUACCCAUCAUAAUAGUUUAGAUAUGUUGAUAUAACCUUUUCUGCAUUUUAAUGUCUCUAGAACUCAUAUUUCAAGAAGCUGAACAGUACAUUAGCCUCUUUGGUCUUUUCAACAUCCUAACCAGUUUCCUCUUAGUUAGAUCCACCUUCAGUUUCACCGCUUCAGUUCUGGUCAGUAUGAUAUGUUCUCCUAACCGAUAGAGCUUAAGGUGGAUUGUUGUUUGGAUACGGCGCUUGUUGAGGUUUCGGGAUCGUGGAGGCUGCAUUGUGUUACGGGGAGUCGGUCUUGUGAUUGUGUUGUGGCUGUUCCUAUGGGUUCUCAGGGUUCAAUUCUAGGUGUGGAGGUCAGUGUUCAUAGGAAAUCAUAUUCUACUCAACUGGUUGAUAUGGAAGACCAAAGUGGUGGUAAGGAGAACGUCAUCAGAACUCAAGAAGGAGGCUUUCUCAAGUCUAAUGUGUUCACUUUGACUAUACCACAGAUAGAUGGUGGUUCAAAUUUAUCGAUUAAAAUUAGUUGGUCCCAGAAGAUAACAUGCUGCAACGAUGUGUUCUACGUGAAUGUGCCAUUUACCUUUCCAGAUUUUGUCAACCCUGCCGGGAAGAGAAUGGCUAAAAAAGAAAAGAUACAAUUAAAUGUGAAUGCUGUUAACGGUAGUGAGAUUACGUGCAAGACAACAAGUAAUCCCACGAAGGAAGUAAAGCGCAGUGCUGGGAGCAUAGGUUUCUCACAUGACACUGAUGUUCUCUCCUGGUCAAAAUUUGGAUCGGACGGCUAUUCAGCCAUUUAAUUUUUUUGUGCCACGUCGUCACUUUAAUUUGCAGAUUGCAAAACUAAGCUUACAAACUGGCUUUUUGUCGGAGUAUACACGUAUGGGAAUUCUCGAGAUUGAUCAGCUAAAGAAAUCCAAGCAAUCAGAUGGAACCAAAGUAUCAAAAAACAAAGGUGAAAAUGUCCAAGGUGAGAGAAUGCUUUUGCUUCCAAAGUUAGGCAUAGGCUUUGGCAACUUGACUGCAACUGCUGAGAACACUCCACCAGGAGCUGAAGAUACGAAAUUGCCCGAUGGGGCUGAAAUCUUUGUUAAGGCAGCCACAGCUUGUUGCGGCAGCCUCUGCAACCAUUGCUGUUGCAUGUGCUGCAUUCAGCUCUGUACCAAGAUGAACAACCAGUGUGCAACUGCAUUUUCUCAACUUUGUAUUGGUUUAGGAUGCUAUGGCUGUCUCAGCUGUUGUUCAGAUAUAUGUUGUACUGGAAAUGAAAGUUGAAAUAUCAAAGUUUGUGUAGUUAAUUGUUAGUAUAGUUUUUAACGGUUAAUUGUUUGUAGUUAAUUGUUAGUAUAGUUUUUAUCUCUCCUUUGCAAACAAUUGAAUUUAUGACCUCCAAUUAAAUUAAUC
This is a messenger RNA of Vicia villosa (hairy vetch), 3609 nucleotides long. RefSeq names its product pentatricopeptide repeat-containing protein At5g43790-like. The transcript is spliced from 5 exons. NCBI's taxonomy places the organism in Eukaryota, Viridiplantae, Streptophyta, Magnoliopsida, Fabales, Fabaceae. Gene Ontology annotation, biological process: RNA modification. Gene Ontology annotation, molecular function: RNA binding; protein binding; zinc ion binding. The record is from RefSeq and is a predicted model, not a curated record. Bases 146 to 1939 code for a protein of 597 amino acids.